Molecule: messenger RNA, 411 nt
Organism: Menidia menidia (Atlantic silverside)
Lineage: Eukaryota; Metazoa; Chordata; Actinopteri; Atheriniformes; Atherinopsidae
Source: the annotation of a GenBank genome assembly
AUGCUGAUAACUAUGCUAACCGCCAUGUACAUGAUGGUCAAAGUCGUAGAAUCGAUAGGGGCACGAUUUGGACAGCAAGAGGAGCCUUUGCCUUAUAUGGUAUCUCAGCCUUUGCCAUGGCAGAUUCACUCAGUAUCACACAGCCGGAGGAGCAGCAAAGCAGAGGAGUUUGACGGCCUCAGGAGAAACAGCAUGGGCGUGUACAGAAAGAAAUUUGUCUCCAUGGCUAUUGCCUCUACAACUCUGGCUAUCCCCUGUGUCCUGUCGUGCUCAGACUCCAAUGCCAGCAAUGGGACGUGCACCACACCUGUUGUUCCCCCACUCAGCCCUGUUGAGGCCGAAAAGGCUGCUGCUACAAUCCAGUCCCACUUCAGGAAGUUUCAGCAGAAGAAACACAAUAACGGCAAGUAG